Messenger RNA from Nematostella vectensis (starlet sea anemone), 1380 nucleotides. Its product is annotated as tetraspanin-17. The coding region runs from base 315 to 1157 and encodes 280 amino acids. The record is from RefSeq and is a predicted model, not a curated record. Gene Ontology annotation, cellular component: membrane. The transcript has a single exon. NCBI's taxonomy places the organism in Eukaryota, Metazoa, Cnidaria, Anthozoa, Actiniaria, Edwardsiidae.
UUUUGAUAUAUAUAUAGAUAUACCCAUUAGCUAAUGCGCUAUUCGAGCUACGAGGAACUCGGCACGAACCCAGUAAGUAAAUAAAUUAUUUAGUACUUUGAAGUAUUAAAAGAAGCGGCGACAUUCAAGCUUUCCUGGCAAUCUUGAGUUGCAGGUAGUGUAGGAUAAGCAAUCAAAGAAUAUUCAUAAAGAUCCAGGAGGCGUUCGUAUAAGUACGUUAGUGGUGCACAUAAAAGAACACACAGCAUUGCAUCCUGAGAACCUGAGCCUAUUUGUGCACGAAUCACUAAGACAUUUGAGGGGGAAUCUUAAGGAUGGAGCGAAUCAGGCGAGUCUCAGCACGAAGUCUGCGACGCUUAAGGACACCACCGAGACCGGAUUCACCAUCGCUUUGUACGAAGUACACGCUGUUCUUCAUCAACGUCAUCUUCUUUAUAUUGGGGCUUCUUGUGAUGACUGUCGGAGUAUACAUGGUGAAAGAAUUGAAAAAGGAUUUAAAAGGAGUUCAGGAUUGGUUGAAGUUAGAAAGUACGUUUCAUUGGCCUGUAGUGAUUUUCUUCGUGAUUGGAAUCCUGAUGUUUUUUAUUGGGUUUUUCGGAUGUGUCGGAGCCCUGCGAGAGAAUACUUGCUUUUUGACCGUGUACGGGACUUCUGUGUUCCUUUGUCUGAUUCUGCUUAUCGCCUGUGGAGCAGUUGCGUACACACAAAAAGACAAAGUCCAAGCCUUAAAGGAGAGAUUGAAACAAGAUCUGAAAAAGUACCUAGAUGACCCCUUAAAUCAAGACUUAAUCGACUUCAUGCAAACUCUUCUCAAAUGUUGCGGAGUGGAAUCAUACAAGGACUGGCAAGCGAAUCCUUACUUCAACUGCUCGUCCCCCGGGCGAAUGUCGUGUGGCGUGCCGUUUUCUUGUUGCAAGGAAUCAAUCCAAUUCAAUAGGCAGUGCGGUUACGAUGCGGGGAAAUUAAAAACCGACGCUGAACGGCUGGAGAAUGGCGUGUACUCUGGAGGCUGCUGGCCUUCUAUCAAAGGCAACCUCUACACUGUUAUAGGGAUCACGGGUGCUGUACUUAUUUGUAUUAUCUUCACGAUGUGUAUGGCAUUCUCGUUCCGAGCGCAAAUUCGUGAAGUAAAAAAGUACGCAAGAUUUCAAAGUUAAGACGAGACCAAUGGUGAUGGUCAUUCGAGGAUAUUGAUGGAACUCAAUACUUUGAAUAUCUAUAAUAAUGAUCACGAUGUGACGCGGUAAUGAUUGUACUGAUAAUACUUUUAAGUACUUUAUGAAGCAGGUAUCAUAAGGAAGCGUGGUACAUGUAUGAUAACGUUAGGAAGAACAAUGUCAAUAAUGAUGAUAGAAGUUGUAAUAAAAAAAUUCAACAAUA